UAUUUCGAUUUUUGCUUACACACAUUUCAAGAUGGCCGUAAAACGUUUGGUGUAGACACGAGAUAGUGAAAAAAUUUGUCCUGCAGUUUUUCGCAGCUAAUUUGACUUAGAAAUGCAUUAAAAUACUUAAAGUGCAAAGUUAAAGUGUUGAAGUGCACAAAUUCAAUAAAAAUUUUAAGAAUUCUACAUUAUUGUGAACGCUGUGGUGGAUAGAAUUUUUUCACUUGUUUUUGUAGUGCGGCGGCGGCGAAAAAGGCACUGAAGAAAAAAUUAGUAAAACUCGCAGAAGUUGUGUGAAAAUUAAUUCUUAAAAGUAAAUGUGCAAUUGAAAGGCUGCUUUACUAUAAAUUGAGCAUUGUGUAAAAUCGCUGUGGUACAAGUUUGCCAACUCAGUAAUCGUAAUUGGGUAAUUAUAAGAAGUGAAUUUCUGGUGCCGCUUCUGUCGUAAAUUUUCAUAUGGCGGCAAAUUUGUGACAUUAAACCAACAACUACAACGUAUUACAACAACACAAUUUAGAAAUAUCUAAUAAAAACAAAACACGAAAAACAUUCAUAAGAAAGUGUGCCCCAAAUAGGAAAUUGUUUGGCCAUAAGCAAAGAGUGAAUCCGACGAAGGAAAGUGGUGAAAAUGAGUAGUGAAUUGAUUGAGGAGGGUGGUGGCAUAGAUGCCGGCAGCGAUGAGGCGUUGUUAACGAACGGUGCUAACGAGACGGACGAAGGAGUUGCCGAGUACUUGGAAGAGGUAAAGCACGAUCCCAUGGCUGCUGAGAAACCGGUAAACCCUACAAAGCGCGGCCGUAAGCCACGCCGGCCAGUAGAGGUCGAAGAAGCUGAAGAGGGAAAUGUGGAAGCGCUCGAAGAAGACAAUGAUGGUGAAGUUAUCGAAGAGAUGUUGGAGGAAGAAGAGGAGGCGGAAGAUGGAGAGAAUGUGAAGCCGGUUUUGCGCAAACUAACACAGUUACCCAAAAAACGCAAAGAUGAAGCAGUAAACGCGAAUUCCAACCGAAAAUCAAAUGAUGAAACAUAUGUGGAAGAUGACGAGCAACCCACUAGCACGGCACGCGAAGCCGCCAAAAUCGAGAACCAAGUAGAUGAGAAUCAGUGCCGUGUCUGCACGUCCAAGGAAGCACUUGUCAGUCUUUUUAACGCAACUAGUAAGCAAACUAUAGCAGACAAGUUAAUGAUCAUCUGCCCAACAGUUUCCAUUGCUCAGAAGGAUUUUAUGCCGCAAUUCAUCUGCAAUCCAUGUUUGGAUAAAGUAAAUAUCGCCUUGGAGCUGAAAACGCAAUGUGAAACAACCGAGCGGGAAUUACGCAAAAAAUUGUCACGUAGUAAGAAUAAAGUACGGCGACCGGCUGGCUAUGUGGUCAUAGAUGCUACAUUGGACUCAGAUCCAUCAGAUGAGGAGCCUAACGAUGAUGUAGAAUUCAAAGUAUCUGACGAAGGUGGAAUAACUGCCGAAGAUGAUUCCGAUGAUUCCGAUUUCGGUUCUCCAAAAAAGAAACGGUCCCCGCGUGUGGCAGCUGCUAAGAGGGGUAAGCGCAAAUCGGCCGCAGCUACUCCGGCGCCAAAAGUAAAAGAGAAGAAGCGUGUGGGUGGGCGCCCAGCUUCAAAACGGUCUUUGCCAUCACCAGAAGUAAUAAUAAAAGAGGAGAGCAGCGACGAAGAUGAGGAGCCAAAAGAGAAACAAGUAAAGAAAAGGAAAACCAAGAAUACACCACAGUCGGAUGAGGCCGAAGAUAAGCCCAGUGAGUUCCCUUGCGACGAAUGUGAACAAGUGUUUGCACGUAAACUUUCCUUGAUUCUACACAAAAAGGCGCAUAAUCAACGACAGCCCAUCAAGUGUGAAACAUGUGGACAAAUAUUUAAGAUACAGGGUGCCUAUCGCAAGCAUGUGCAAAAACACACCGAUGAGCCAUCCGGCUUUGAAUGUAGCAAAUGCGAGUAUACUGGCAGCAGUAAGGCGGAAUUACGUCGACACUUGGUAGAGGAGCAUGACGAACAGGGUGUGUUGCAUCAAUGCGAGAAAUGUAAGCGAAAAUUUGUAUCCGAGGCACGGUUAGAGAAGCAUAAAGAAGGACGUUGUCCAGGUGUGGAACGUGUGGCGAAAAUAAGGCUCGAUGUGGAAAGUUAUACUGUUGGAAAAGACUUAUUCAAAGCAGUGGCACCGCUCACAACAACCUACUGGAGUGAUAGUUUCUCCGAUUAAGCACUUCUGGCCAUAUCUGUUUGCAUAAGGCAUCCAUAAGUAUGACGGUAAUUACAAGACAUUAGUGUUCUUUUCGCCGAUCAAUGGAAUUGUUUUGAUUUUUUUUUUUCAAUAGCAUAGAUUUAUUAAGUUCAUUUCUGUUAAAAAUAGAUGAAUCAUAAAUUUGAGAAUUCAAGAAAUCGCAAUAUUGCUAUUUAUGUACGUAUGUUUAGUUAUGAUUUGCAGAACGGCGCAAAAUGAAAUUAACGCUAACAUUUUUCAUAGAAAUUUAAGAUCUCCUGUUUGUGAAAUAAACUGUCUUAAAUAUGAAAUUUAUCAAUAUACUUAAAGAAAUUGAAGAUAUAUUACGAACAUUUUUCCUGUUUAAAUUUUAUCACCAUUCUUUCCAACAAUAAAUAUAUUCAUUAUUCUUUGGAAUUUGUUGUAAUAGGAAAUGUUUUCGAAUUAUAAAUAUUGUAAUUAAAGAUGUAAUUUUGAUAUGCUGUACAAUUGUAUCAGUUUUAUUAUUUGACAAAAACGACCUUUUCCUAGCAUUAGUGAUUAAUGUAAAUCCAAAUUUGUAAGAAAAUAUUUCUAAGUGUGGCUUUGUAAAGAAACCCCCUUCUAGUGUAUCAUGAAAAUGAGUAAAAUCUACUUUUCCGUAAAAUAAAGUAAAUUAAGUAAAAACCGGUGUCUCACUUGCACUUUAA
Molecule: messenger RNA, 2898 nt
Organism: Rhagoletis zephyria (snowberry fruit fly)
Lineage: Eukaryota; Metazoa; Arthropoda; Insecta; Diptera; Tephritidae
Product: zinc finger and SCAN domain-containing protein 5A
Biological process (GO): regulation of transcription by RNA polymerase II
Cellular component (GO): nucleus
Molecular function (GO): DNA-binding transcription factor activity, RNA polymerase II-specific; zinc ion binding
Source: RefSeq, a predicted model, not a curated record